Messenger RNA from Phyllopteryx taeniolatus (common seadragon), 4021 nucleotides. RefSeq names its product progestin and adipoQ receptor family member VII, b (gene paqr7b). Gene Ontology annotation, cellular component: plasma membrane. Gene Ontology annotation, molecular function: nuclear steroid receptor activity; steroid binding. The transcript has 2 exons. Lineage: Eukaryota; Metazoa; Chordata; Actinopteri; Syngnathiformes; Syngnathidae. Bases 340 to 1398 code for a protein of 352 amino acids. Gene Ontology annotation, biological process: response to steroid hormone. The record is from RefSeq and is a predicted model, not a curated record.
AAAUCAUUUUGAGUGUGGUCAGAAGUCCCUGUGGUGCAGGCGGGCUUAUUAGCCGGACAACAGCUCUCAUUGGCUGAAAUGAAGCAUGUCGCGAAAAAGAAGCCAAAGCAUGUCUUCUGAUUGGUUGUACGGGCCGUCCGUCAAAAGACCUUGACAUCCUCUCGGAGUCUGCGCCCUACCGCCAAGCAAGCGAGCGAGCGAGCAAGCAAGGGAGCCACUGUCCCAGCCUCCAUCCGUCUAACUCGUCGCACAAUGUUUUUAAUAAUUUACAAGGCUGUUUGUCGUUCGUCGUGUGCAAAUUCAAAGACUGUGGACUGAUACCACCAUCUACAGUUUGCCAUGGCGACGGUAGUGAUGGAGCAGAUCGGCCGCCUGUUUAUCAACGCCCAGCAGCUGCGUCAAAUCCCCCAGCUGCUGGAGUCGGCCUUCCCCACGCUGCCUUGCACCGUCAAGGUGUCCGACGUUCCCUGGGUGUUCCAAGAGCGUCACAUCCUCACCGGCUACAGACAGCCGGACCAUAGCUGGCGCUACUACUUCCUCACCCUCUUCCAACGGCACAACGAGACCAUUAACGUAUGGACCCAUCUGCUGGCCGCCCUCAUCAUCUUGGUGAAGUGGCAGGAGAUCUCACAGACUGUCGAUUUUUUGCGAGACCCUCACGCUCAGCCCCUCUUCAUCGUCCUCCUCGCCGCCUUCACCUACCUCUCUUUCAGUGCCCUCGCUCAUCUCUUGUCUGCCAAAUCCGAGCUCUCUCACUACACCUUCUACUUCUUCGACUACGUGGGGGUGGCCGUCUACCAGUACGGCAGUGCGCUGACUCACUACUACUACGCCAUCGAGGAGUCUUGGCACGCCAGAGUGCAAGGGUUUUUUUUACCCGCCGCUGCUUUCUUGGCCUGGCUCACAUGCUUUGGCUGCUGCUAUGGCAAAUACGCCAGUCCCACGCUUCCCAAGCUUUCGCACAAGCUUUUCCAAGUGGUGCCCUCAGCCUUGGCUUACUGUUUGGACAUCAGUCCCGUGGUGCACCGCAUCUACGCGUGCUACCAGGAAGGCUGCUCCGACCUGGUCGUGGUGUACCACCUUUACCAAGUGCUCCUUUUCCUCAUCGGCGCCUACUUUUUUUCCUGCCCCCACCCGGAGAGCUGGUUCCCGGGGAAGUGUGACUUCAUCGGGCAGGGCCACCAGAUCUUCCACGUGUUCGUCAUGGUUAGCACCCUGGUGCAGAUAGAAGCGCUGCGAAUUGACUUCAGCGAGCGGCGGCCGCUCUAUGAGCGACUGCACGGCGAUCUCGCUCACGACGCCGUCGCGCUUUUUAUCUUCACGACCUGCUGCAGUGCCCUCACUGCUUUUUACGUACGCAAACGUGUGCAAGCUUCGCUCCAUGAAAAACACACUUAAAUGCAAUGUUACAUCUCAGGUUGCUCUACAGUGACCAGUAAUUUUAAUUUGAUCAUUUUUGAACAGUGACUUCUUCCUUGUGUAAUCUGCCAAACUACAGUUAACAGUGUGAACUAUUUGUCGGCAAGAGUGUAGUUCAAUCCCAUAGGUCACGUUCACUUUUUUUGCGCUUAAAACACUUUUUGAAAUGAUAUCUCAACAUGCGCUUAUGACAUUUGUUUCCCUCAGAGAUUCAAUGUCAUUCAAGAAACAGAUCAAAGGCACAUGAUAGUUUGGCUUAGGAAGUCUCAAGGCCCCUAUAAUGUAUCAUAAACAAAAUGGAGUAAGGGUAAUGUUGGUUGUCCUUGUCUUCAGUUAAAAGAAUGUUUUUUUUACUUCUCCAUCCAAUAAUGCAUGUUUUCUUAACCUGUACAGAAAACUAACAAUCAGUUUUAUCAUAACAGUUUAUUGAAAACCAAAAAUGAAUUGACCCCCCUGUAUUUUAAAUUAAUACUUUUAAGUUUAUUUACACAAUUAAAUUGACAAUAUUUUUUUUUUCUUAUUACUAUCUUAUUUGAUGUGUGUCCUUGAAGUAGGCUUCUUUUCAUUUCUAUUACAUCAGGCCAAACAAACGCAAGAAAGUUGAAAACUCAUAAAAAAAAUAAAUAAAAAAAAAACUAUUGUUCCUCUUUAAAAGCUACAUUUUAAGUGAGAUUGUUUGGGUCGCGAGAUUACCAACCUCGUUUUAUCCUAACAGUACUGUUAUUUCCACUCAAUGGCCUGGAAGUUCAGCUUUGGCCUUUUGACAUCCCACCUCUUAAUUUUGUUAUGAUUUUGUUUUUGUAAGAUGAAAUUGUACGUGCCUCUAAGCAUGUCUAUUUAAUGCCGAUGUUACGGUGUGACAGCUUCCACAGCACUGUAAGCAUCAAGUAUUACUCCUGAAAAUCUGCCAUUUAUCAUUUUGCUGUUCACCUAAUAGCACUCAGAUGAUGAAUGCAUAUUUUUCUGAAGUACGUCAGUGCUUUUCUAUUUUGCUGCGUGCGUUCAAACAUUUCAUGUUUCAAUGUCUUCAUGAUAACCAGCAUAUAGAGGGAUCGUUAUUUUUUCCUAUUGGUGUGCUGUUGCUCCGAAGCAUCCAUUAAUUUUGGCUCUUGCCGCAGAUAUGGUUCACUGAUAAUGUUUUAGCUUUCAAAAUGUUAAAUGUAAUUCCCAAGAAUGAGUUUCAUUUAUCGCAGCACUCUCUGUUCUUGAUGGUGUUUAAUGAAUGUGUUUUUUUUCUCAACACUGAUGGCACUACUGAAAGAUAAUUGCAGAGAGGAGUUAAAGGAUUUCUUGACAGAAGCGCCCAUGGUGGCUUGAAUUGAGAAUCAGAUGACUUGUAGUGCACUUCCCGAUUCAACACUGUACAUACUGUUGCUGACCACAUUGGCUAUGUUUACAUGCAUGAUGUUUUUAUACUGUUAUUGUGGGUAUACUGUUAUUUGUGUUGACAUUUUAACACAUACGGCUCUAUUUUCGUGACAGGCGUAAAUUCGGCGUGGUGUGCGGCGCAAAUCUGCACAGAGGCGAUUUAGUAAUUUGUUGGUAAUUCCGCAGACGAAUGCAAGCCGACCUAUUUAAAGAGGGAGGUCUGCCUCGCUCUGGGCGUGAUCACGACUGAUUUCAGGGAUCUCAUUCCCUUCAAAUAUGGCACAAUGACAGUCUUGCAUGGACACAACUCUGUGUGGAAGAGGACAAUGCGUAAUCGUCACAUGUGUGGCAACAUACAAUGUGAGCGGGUACCCUUAUUAAAUACAGAAUGGGCUGGUGAUAACUAUUGGCGACCUAAAUAUGUCUGCGGACCUCAUAUCUAUCCCUAUGCCCAAUCGUUUGUGUGCCUCCCCCGCGGAGCUCAUGUUUCUUUUUGCGUGUAUCCUGAUCAAACUCACCAAAAUCACAAUAGACCAACGGUCUACCUUCUGCGCCAGACUUGGACGUUGGUCAGAGCAGGCGUAAAUUUAGACCGACUUUCUGCAACCAAAUUGUCACAACGCCGGGAGCAUGUCAAAGGACACACCCUCGUCGCGCCGCAACAUCCAGCUUGUCGCAGACCCGUCCGCCAAAUUGGCAAACGUGUAGCGAGCCUUCAGCCUGCACAAAAAUUAUGCCGCAGAUGCGUCGUCUAUGAAAAUAGAGCCCUUAGAGUAAUGUGGGAGGGUUCAGAAAAGAAAAAAAAAACUACCAGAAAUUUCUCUUUUGGUCCAUCUGUCAUACAUGGGAAUAUUAAAUAUGUUUGAAACAAUUAUUAAUUUAAAGUUAAGGUAUUCUAUCCACAAAUGACCAAAUAAAAAAGUACCACAGGUCAUUUUUUCAUUUUAAAAAAAAAUUUUUUUUUAGUGUUUUGAGUAAUGAGCAGUAUUUUUUGCUGCAGUUGCCAGCCACAUUGUCACCUAUUAUCUAAAUUGCAUGUUGUGAAAAUAACAACUGGAAUAUGGGCAGUACUCUGUAAAAGUGAAUGUGUGAACAAAGCCUCUAAUGAUGCCACCCAGGUUUGCCUUCAUUAUAGAAAGCAGGGUGAGCGGGACCAGAAUGUCUUCUUCCUCUUGACUGUGUGAUUGACUGUACUAAUGUUUAAGAGAAGUAAAGUGCAUUGCAUUAACUUAAA